CAAUAGAGUUAUCCUUUUGCAUGAUAGGCCUAGUAUCUAGGGUGAGGUGAUGCCCUAGUACCUGCUUUUUAUCUAUGCUUUUAUCGAGUAAAUAACGACCGAAUGAGAAGUAGUCUAGGAUAUCGAGACCCUUGGAAUACUACAUUGGUCAAUCGUUAUACUGGCAAUGACAUCUCGAGUUAUACUUGACUCAAAAUGGGUUGGUUAGUUCGAGUCGUGCAGCCAAUUAAAUAACCUGCAUGGGGUGCUACCAAGUUUUGCUUGCAUUGAAGUGGAUGCUCUAAGGAGUAAGUGAAGUUCAUUUGGUGGGUCGGAAAGCUGAUUUGGUGCAAAAUUCAUAUUUGCUAAACCUACAAAAUUUUCUCGUUGUUUUCUUGUUUGUUAAAGAUCAGUGACCUGAACUAAUAAUGGGACAAAGAGUGAUGACCUAAUAAUUUAGGUGCCUUUUUAUCAUUUCUCUGUACGAGAACGUUAGAGGAGCGACUUGAGAAUUUUGAUCAUUCAAAGUGUAUUUUUCAAUCCCCUUUGUUAAUUGGACCAUAUUUCAUUCGCUUACACUUGAAAUUAAAGUAAUUUACAUAAAAAGAGCGCCUUAGUAUUAUGUACAUAAUGUUGUUCAUGUUGCUAUAUUUUGAGUGAAAUUUUUUCAAAAUACAUAUUUAUUGUCAUCUUAUCACUAUCAUACCAUCAUCUUUUCAUUGUGGGUAAUACUUCAUACUAUCAUCUUACAACUACUAUAUAAUGGAUCUUACUACUAUGAUAUGAUUAAUAUAAUAUUAUUAUCUUACAUUACCAUCAUCUUAUUACCACUAUUAAAAAUUAACCCCUCAAGGUUAGGAAUAAGUGUUAAAUGAAAUAGAACAAGAACAAAACAAAACAAAAAGUGCUUAUAAGAACGAUGAACGAACGGCUUCGAGACUGCCAGCUCAGCAUUAAUUACAAACAAAGCCUGAAAAUCUGAUCCACAUACCUCGAAGCUCAACCCUUCACUUUCCUCACAAUUACACAUCAGCCCACCCCGAAUUCGACCCGUCAGGCCACCAGGCCACGGCUAGUGACGACAAGGUUGUCAAACCGGUUUAUACCGUUAUGCCGGUUUGGCAAGUGAAAUGGUACGACUGGUGGUAUAACCAGUUUGUGCCGAUUUAAAAAAUGUGAAAAUAAUUAAUAUUCAAUGUAUUUAAUCAUAUAUAAAACAUAUUUGUGGACAAUUUAGUUACAAUCCAACAAACAUAAUCAAUUUUUAACUAUUAAAUUCAUAAAAUAAUAAUAAAUUAGUUUUUUAUUAAUUAAAUUCAUUAAAAUGAUGUCAUUUUGCUUAAAAUGCUGAAGUCGAUCAUACCAAUCAUACGGGUGGUGUCAUGCGGUUUUAUGACCGGCACAGAUUGAACCAUAUAACCCUCAGGGGCAAAAUCGACAAAGUGCCUCCUCCCAUCACCCCCUUCUCUCCUCACGCACCCACCACCACGUCCGCUUAAGGCCAGAUUAGGGCGGAAUCUCCGCUGCUCAAAAUUCUCCCAUCGGAGCGUUUCCAACGAUUUCAAAAAAAUUCGACAAAAUCUUCGGAUCUUUGUAUAAAGAAUCGGAGCCAUCUUCGCAUUUCAUUCACUGCCUUUGCACUGUGAUGCUUCUUCUUCUUCUUCUUCUUCUUCUACCUCUGUAGGUUCCUUCUCCCCAAAAUUCCCAGUCAGUUCUGAUUCUUCAUUGGGUCUGAGAGAUAGCGCGAAGAUGAAAGCCUCCCUCAAAUUCCGCGACGAGCAGAAGCCGCUGUUCCGAGCCAAGGUCCCGCUGAGCAUUCUGGGCUUGCCUUUCCAAUCCGGAAUCGUCGCCGGCGAGGCCAAGGAGCUCUCUCUCAACCUCUCCACGUUCUUCGAUUCCGGCCCGUCGUUCAAGGUCGCCUACCGCCCAAACGAUUCGUGGAAUCCGUUCUCCCUCGUGCUCAAGACGGGGUCGGGUUCGUUCGGCUCGCCGACGUCGAGCCCGAUGGUGAUGAGCGCGGAGUUCAAUUUGGUCGGGAAGGGGAACCCUAGCUUCAUGCUUCAUUUCAAGCCGAGGUUUGGGGAUUUCUCGAUCAAGAAGUCGCAGGCGUCGUCGGGUUUGGAGAAGAGUAUGAAGUCGUGGCAGAACGGCGUCGCUGUGAGCUCUUCGUCGGAUGAGGAUGGGUCGCUGGAGGUUGUGGAGAAGCCCGUGUUGAACGGGAUUGGACCCGGCGGAGGGAUCGACAUCGGCGGGGUAGGGUUCAACGCCAAGAGGUUUUCCGCCCUGCCUCCGCCGACGUCGAACGCGCUCGCGGCGGCUCUAUCUGGAGUGGAAGUCACGGCCAACACGAGUCUCCCCGUGAGGAGUCACGCCGUGAUGAGUUUCAGGUGGGGGCUUAGGGUUCCGGCGGACAACAAAUUAGGGGGUAGUGUAGCUGGAGACCUCGAUUCGAUGGCUGCGGCGAUCAAUUUCAAGAGGAUCCCUUUCCUGGUGAUGAACAAGAUCGGGAUCGAACACGUCGCCCAAUCUGCUUCGAAAUCCGAACCGGCGGCGAACACCGAACCUAAGCCGGACGUGGCGGAGACUUGCUUGGCUGUGAAGCGGCAGUUGGACAUUCUGCAGAUGGAGAAUACGUCGCUGAAGAAGGCCAUGGAUGAUCUGAGGCGCGAGAUUGGCGCCAGCAAAUUCCUUGUGCCAUCAUCACCAACCCAUGAUUCUAGCUUCAGCAGCAGCAGCAGGUACAGAGAGCCGGAGAGAAUGGGAGCUAGGAACUCCAGCGGGAACCGAAAUGAGAAGAGGAGUUCCUCGGUGGAAGGCGAUGUGAGCGAGGAGCUGAAGAAAGCUCUGAAAGGAGCUGCUGCAGCAGGAGGCGGUGGUGCUUGAAUUCUCCAUUAUGGGUCUGGUUUAAAUUAGAAGAAGUGUUUUGCUGAGUUAUGUUGAUUCUGCAUGUCUUGCUUAGGGUUUAAUGGCUGGUUUUGGAGGUAGUCGUAAUGGUAAGAACUUGAUGAUUGUAUAUUGCUAUGCUUAAUAACAGAUGAAUUGAAAAGCAGGGUUUUUUUGCUUGAAAUUGAUAUGAAUUGGAUAUGGUUCCAGUAGGAAGAGCAGAAAUCAAUCAGAUGAAAGGGGAGGAAAGGUGGUGUAGAUGAAGUGUUGGAAAAUGUUCAACCUCUCUCGGGCCAGAAAGUUGUCAUAUUCAUUGGUGGCUGAAUUCUGUUUCCUGCACACUGUUGUUUGUGUUGUUAGGGUUUCUGUUGACUCCAUGGAACUUCGAGGUUUGCUGAUCGCGGUCCUUCGAUGGCCAGCUCGAGGAAGAACUUUGGUUAGGGUAUUGCAGUUGAUUGCAAUGGGUAGGGCAGGGGCAGUCCUCUGUGUGGAGGACUGAGUAGUUCUGGAAAGUUGCUCAAGUGUCUAUUAUGCCUCGGUGACAUUUGCGCGCGUCGCCUUACUUCAUCGACGUGUCGAUGAACUCAUAGGUGAUGCGUUUUGACAUUGUCUUUAACGCCUAUGCAUGUCUUAAAGGUUGUAUGCGUUUUAUCAAACAUGAUUUCUAGAGAGUUGUAAACUCAUUCCAUAUUAAAGGGUAGCAAAUGUCUUUCGGUUUUUAUUAGUCAAGUUUUUUUCUUUGUUGGUACGUCUGAACCCUGAAGCUGAGAUCAUAUUCAAAUUCAACUAUUCAUAGAUAUGGCAGGCUACAAGGCUGAUGCAAACGUCUGCUCGAUCUUCACGUACCAACGCUUUCAUACAUUAAUCGAAGAAGAAGAAGAAGAAGGCCCAUGGGCCGUUGGCGUUCAUCAAUUGGAUCCCUAAAGAAGUGGGUAAGCCCAAAUCUUAUUGGGCUUCCAAGUCAUCACCGCCACCCUGCACGUGAAAGACAGAUCACCAAGGUUGUCAAACCGCGGGUCGACCCGGACCCGGACGAGCUAGUGGGUCAUGGGUCAAUGGGUCACCCGUUUUAGCCCGGUUUAGCCCGGAAAUAUGAAAAGAGUCAAUAUAUUCUAUUUAUAUCCUGAAUCCAACAUACGGUUGCGAUGAUUCAUUGCCGGAUGCCAUUCUCAAAACCUGAAUAUCACAAAAUUGUAUUAAACUAUAGUUAUACGAAAGAAAAAAAACCAAUCUAAAAUUCUUCUUCCACAUCAACAAUCUCUAACUAACAAAUAACAAUUCAUUAA
Molecule: messenger RNA, 4148 nt
Organism: Linum trigynum
Lineage: Eukaryota; Viridiplantae; Streptophyta; Magnoliopsida; Malpighiales; Linaceae
Source: the annotation of a GenBank genome assembly